Messenger RNA from Stylophora pistillata, 1368 nucleotides. RefSeq lists its product as uncharacterized. The record is from RefSeq and is a predicted model, not a curated record. NCBI's taxonomy places the organism in Eukaryota, Metazoa, Cnidaria, Anthozoa, Scleractinia, Pocilloporidae.
GCUAAAAAUUCUAAAUAGACGACUAGCAAAUUGAUCAUUUUGGUAAAACAGGGUCAUGCAGAUCCAUAACACUUGCCGAUCAUCUCACCGUGUUUACAGCCAUGUCCGUCAUCUGUAACAAAUAUCAACUUAGUAUUUUCACUACUACACGCCCAGUCUCAUCGGAUUUCGCGACAAACGCAAUUUACAAAACGAACACGCUAUCGGCCUAAUUCACCCUUACCGACGUUUCGCAUAGCGAUAAGAAGACCGUGAUCUCUCCGCGCUGAUAUCGUCUGAGUCUUAUGAUGCCGAAUGUUCAUUCCACCAUUCCUAUAAAUACAGGCUGACUAUCUCAACGCUCUUUUGUCAUCACCUGGGUCAGUGUCACGGAUAACAUUUCCUCCGCCAUUGUCGACACCGCGCGAACAAAACACCAUUGUUGUUGUUGUUGUGAGAGAUUGAAGACUUGAGUCGUAAUAAUGAAGAACUCCACAGCCUUGUUGCUGUGUUUCUUAUCGUGGAUUGUCUUUAAAUCCUCAUUUGGAAUGCCGAGAGGAAAGCUACGACCGAAGCGACAGACACCACAAAGUUCCGCCCUAGCAGCUUUGAUGUCAUUCUCCGUCAAACUCUCCGACAUGGAGCGACAAAUAACCUCCUAUGAAAAGACAAUACGACGACAGAGAGCCGAAAUUGACCAACUGACAGUCAAGGUGGACUCCAAAGCUGAUCGAGUUCAAAUCCAAAGUUUACAGACUUUACUGGACAGCAAGAUGGUUGCGCUUAAAGACGAGACUAACACGAAGGACUUGCUAAUCGAGCGAUACCGGAAUAGACUUAGUCAGCUGGAAGCUGAAGUUACGGACAUAAGCAACCAAUACAUUAACCUUCGAGGCAAGACAACGGAAGUGCUUGACAGAUUUGACGAAAUUGGCUAUCACUGCUCAACACAGAUGACAGGAUGGGCGCCGAAGGCCAAUGCACCCAUCGGAAGCUUGGACCGGCAGUGGGUCCGAUGUAACCCCGAAGAAUUUCUGCAGAGUUUUGUUCUGACCCUGGCUAGCAAUUACGAAGAGGACAUGGUUCGAUAUAAGUAUAGGUGUUGUAGUCUUAAUAUCUGAAAGGCCAUGAAAGGAACCUCACACCUUGAAAGUAUAUUACGUAUUAUUAAAAACUGGAUCAUUGGAUAAUGCAAUUCAAGACCUUUUUAUUGGCUUAGCCAUUAUGGUAUAUGAGCCAAUAUACCAUAAUCUACAAAUAUGGUAAGCGUACGCGUCAGGUUAAAAUUAAAAGGGAGCUAAAAAAAUUUAAUUCGCUCCGACGAAGGGCUAACGCUCGAAACGUCAGCUUUUGUAAUCAUUACGGUGGCUAAUUUACCAUUUCAACUUU